CUUUUAUUUAAAAUAAAUAAAAAAAUUAAUUUUUUCUAAUCCCAAUACUAAUACCGACCGGCAUACCUCCGCUGCCGCUUCCAUUGUUGAAACCCGCUACUGAUUCCGGGUUUCAGAUUAGAGGAAGCACCGGAAGCCGUUGCGGGGAAAUAUAACGCGAUAACUGUCAUCUCCAACAACGCCUCUCUUCUUCCAGUGCCCAAUAGCUCUUUCAGUGUCCUCUUGGAGACAGCGAACAAAGAAAGAAGGGUGUUUGUUAUUUGAAAAUGGAAACUCUGCUCUUUGUUUUUUUGUAUUGGAGUUUACAAACAAGGGAAUGAGAUCGGGGCACAUGAUCCGCUUGCCCAGUUGGAAACCAAAUCAGAAGAAGGAUUUAAUCUCCUCCCGGCUGACCACAUCAAAGAAGUCGAGCUCUGACACCAGCUUCCGCUUGGAGGAGAUCGACCUGCUCUUCGGUUUCCUCGGCGCCGGCGGGCAGCUCAGGAUCGUGGGGAUCUUGAAUUUCGCCGAUUUUGGUGUUUGACACUCAUCGCGGUCAUCGCUGGUGGAAUUCACGACCUCCUCCUCCACCGGAUUCCGAUCUGAAUUAUCGCCCAGAACAACCGUAACCUUCUUCGCCACCGCUGCUGCUGCAAGCUGGAGGAGUGUCCCAGAGAGAGAGAAGGGAGGGAGGAUGCGACUUUCUGGUUCCCUUUUCCAGAUCCGUACCUUUGCCGGCCUCCCGCAUCGCCGUUUCUGCACCCUAGCGCUACUCUUUCUCUUAACUAUUUGGAGUACAGAUCCAAGUUGAGCAAAUGGGAGAUUUUGGUUUGAGAAUAUUUUCAAUCUGCAAGCCUAUUCUCCAUGCUUCCUCUAAUCUGAAACCUAGAAUCAGUGGUGGGUUUUAACGAUGGAAGCGGCAGGGACAGCGGGGUAUGGGUACUGAUAUUGAGGAUUAAAAGAAAUUAGGGUUUUUUAUUUAUUUUUAAUAAAAGUGAUAAUGAGGU
Messenger RNA from Linum trigynum, 986 nucleotides. The record is from the annotation of a GenBank genome assembly. Lineage: Eukaryota; Viridiplantae; Streptophyta; Magnoliopsida; Malpighiales; Linaceae.